CACGGCUGGUCCCCUGGCUGGUAUCCGCUUUGACAAUACACACGUAUCCAUCAGGAACCGUCGUGGUCUCUGGUCAGUUACUUGUAUGCCCAGGCUGGCCCUGCAAACCUAACCCAUCCCGUCGUCCGUCGGUGGCAUACAUACUCCCCUCGCAUCGCAACCCUCUUCAUCCCCUCCCCUCGCUUUCUCUGCACUCUCCAAACCGCCUCGCCCCCAGCGUGUCUCUCCUCGUGCCGCGCAUGACGCAGAGCCAGGCUUAAUAAGUAAUUACCCGACUCUACAUCAGCCCAUUGAUUUUCGUGACCGUCCACUCGUUCGCUGCGUGUGCUGAGCCAUACUCGUGUGUCUUCACUUCACCUCACCGCUGGCCAAGGCCACAUUGCGGAUUUCAGACUGGCUCUGAAUCGAAAAGGGUCGUCCGACAACUAGUUAUUAUCCGAGCGUAUUCAUUCAUAGGCAAGAUCCCACGAGGGCUGGAGACUGAGCGGGGCCUACGAACGGCGGCAUCGACGACCAAGACGACGACGUCGGCGCCAACAGUACAAACGACAGUAGGGGGAGAGACUUGGCCACAGCUUGGCUGCCAAAGGUGCGAACGGGCUGCGACGGGCCCGCGGGACAGGCAAACCGACGCCAAUCACUACGAAACGCAGUCCAAGUCGAGGCGACCUCGCAGACAGCAGCCAAGAUGAGCUACGAGAUGCGAUCUAGUUAUGGGAGCUACGACAAGCCCACGGAACGGUCAAGAUGGACGCCCCUGACGCGGAUGCUUCUCUCUGGCGAGAUGACGCAGGAGAAACAGCAGGAGCUGACGUCGAGGGAAAAGUUUGACCGCUGGAUGAUCAACGAAGGGUACCGGAGAGUGUUCGUCUUCGUCUUCGUGGUCGCGCACGCGCUCAUCUUCUCGUUUGCGAGCGUACACUACGCCAUGAAGGACAGCUUGCAAUCGGCGCGCGACAUCUUCGGGUUCACGUACGUAAUCGCACGGUCGUCGGCGGUGGUGCUGCACGUCGACGUGGGCAUCAUCCUGUUCCCCGUGUGCCGGACGCUCAUCUCGCUGCUGCGGCAGACGCCGCUCAACGGCAUCAUCCAGUUCGACAAGAAUAUCACGUUCCACAUCACGACGGCGUGGUCCAUCGUCUUCUGGUCGUGGGUGCACACCAUCGCCCACUGGAACAACUUUGCGCAGGUGGCGGCCAAGAACAAGCUGGGCUUCUACGGCUGGCUGCUCGCCAACUUUGCCAGCGGGCCCGGCUGGACGGGCUACAUCAUGCUCAUCGCGCUCAUGGGCAUGGUGCUGACGUCGGUCGAGAAGCCGCGCCGCGCAAACUACGAGCGUUUCUGGUACACGCACCAUAUGUUCAUCCUCUUCUUCUUCUUCUGGGCCAUCCACGGCGCCUUUUGCAUGAUCCAGCCCGACGUGGCGCCCUUUUGCUCGAGCAUCGGCGCCUCGGCCAUUGGCGUCUUCUGGCAGUACUGGAUGUACGGCGGCUUCGCGUACCUGGCCGAGCGCGUGGCCCGUGAGCUGCGCGGCCGCCACAAGACGUACAUCUCCAAGGUCAUCCAGCACCCGAGCCAGGUGUGCGAGAUCCAGAUCAAGAAGGAGCACACAAAGACGCGCGCGGGCCAGUACAUCUUCUUUUGCUGCCCGGCCGUCUCGCUGUGGCAGUACCACCCUUUCACGCUGACGAGCGCGCCCGAGGAGGACUACAUCUCGAUCCACAUGCGGUGCCAGGGCGAUUUCACCAUGGCCGUUUCCCAGGCACUGGGCUGCGAAUGGGGCAAAAAGGGCGGCGGCGGCGGCGGCGACGCGAGCAAGGUGGUGACGGUGGACUCGGCCGGCGGCAACGGGGUCGACCCGGCGCUCCGGCGCGUGCUCCCGCGAGUCUACAUCGACGGGCCGUUCGGGUCGGCGUCCGAGGACGUCUUCAAGUAUGAGGUGUCGAUCCUGGUGGGCGCGGGCAUCGGCGUGACGCCGUUCGCGUCGAUCCUCAAGAGCAUCUGGUACCGGAUGAACUACCCGCAGACGCGGACGCGGCUGUCCAAGGUGUACUUCUUCUGGAUCUGCCGCGACUUUGGGUCGUUUGAGUGGUUCCGCUCGCUGCUGCUGGCCGUCGAGGCGCAGGACCUGGAGCACCGCAUCGAGAUCCACACGUACCUGACGGCCAAGAUCAAGGCCGACGACGCCACCAACAUCAUGAUCAACGACGCCAACGCCGACAAGGACACCAUCACGGGCCUGCGCAGCCCGACCAACUUUGGCCGGCCCAACUGGGACAUGAUCUUUCGUGGCAUCCGCAAGCUGCACGCGCCGGGCGAGGCCGGCGUCUUCUUCUGCGGGCCGAAAGGCCUGGGCAGCUCGCUGCAUGUCUACUGCAACAAGUACACGGAGCCUGGGUUCUCGUUUGUCUGGGGAAAGGAAAACUUUUAGACUCGGUGGUGGCGGGGUUCCGGUCCUUUUGGAUACCACUUUUUGGCUGGCAUAUGGAGGCGGACUACGUACGUGUUCGUCUAGAUGAGUCGUCCCGGCCGCAGUUUGCUUCUUUCGUUUUGAAAGCUCCCUUCCCUUGCACUCCCAUUUUUCACUUCUGCACUCGUUUUCUGCUUCUCUUUUUCCAACUCACUCUCCUACGCCGCCCUGGUUUACGGGCGGCACACACACGUGCGCGGGACGCAAAACACUUAGUUAGACGGGGAUGCGAGGCGAGAGCUUCAAAAGAAAAGAGCUCGGAUAAUUGGGCCACAGGGACGGAAAGCCGGGGCUACAUACGGCGGCACUACGUAUAUGUAUGUAGCCACGGAAUGGAGGGGCUCCCUCUCCGCAGAUGUCAGCCGGUUGAGAUCGCAAUAUCACGCUAUUUUAAACGUAAUGCACGACCUGGGAUUUCAGACGGACGGGCAUGCGCUUGGUCGGUGCCUGCAGCGCGGACGGC
Purpureocillium takamizusanense is the source of this 2933-nucleotide messenger RNA. RefSeq lists its product as uncharacterized. Gene Ontology annotation, cellular component: NADPH oxidase complex; plasma membrane. The record is from RefSeq and is a predicted model, not a curated record. Gene Ontology annotation, biological process: superoxide anion generation; defense response. Bases 689 to 2431 code for a protein of 580 amino acids. Lineage: Eukaryota; Fungi; Ascomycota; Sordariomycetes; Hypocreales; Ophiocordycipitaceae. Gene Ontology annotation, molecular function: superoxide-generating NAD(P)H oxidase activity. The transcript is spliced from 4 exons.